AGCUUUACCGCUGAGCGUGUAGUAUGUUUUAUUUGCUACACGCAGGUAAACAGAAAGAACAAUGUGAUCCUGGUGGCAGAUGAGGCGGGAUUGUCGGGAUGGAUGUGACAAGUUUUGAAAUGAAUUAUGAUAUGUCAAUUUUUAAUUCGCUUCCGCAAUAUUGUUGAAUACUCCGUACUGUAUAUGUUAUGAAAAAUAUUAUUGUGAUAAAUAAAAGUGUUUGAAAAGUUUUAAAUUUUUACGAUUUCCAAGUUAAUACUUUAGUCCAAAAGGGGCUGCAGACCUGGACGGAUUAGGGUGUUACAUGACUGGUGGGUAAUGAGCAUCGAUGGAUCUUCUAGGUCUCGAUCUUAUGGAGCAGGUAUUGUUCUGAUUACUCCGGAAAAUUUCCGGAUAUAUUACGCUGUAAGAUUUCAGUUCCGCGUAUCCAACAAUGAAGCUGAAUACAAAGCCCUGAUCAACGGACUGAAGAUUAUUGGCAAGCUAGGAGUGUCUAGGGUUCAAGUAUUCAGCGACUCCCGACUAGUGGUGGGACAAAUCAUUGGGGAGUUUGAAGCAAAGAAAGAGAGGAUGAAAAGGUACCGGGACUUGUCCUUAGAAAUGUUGGGAAGGUUUGAGUUUAAGCUUGAACACAUACCCCAGGCCCAGAAUGCGGAAGCUGAUGUUCUAUCCAAGCUCAGCGCAGAAUCACCAGAAUACAUAAGCCGAUUAGCAACUAUCGAAGAGCUGGCAGUUCCGAGUCUCAACAGAGAUGAAGUGUUUUAGAUAGCAGCUGAUCCCCCGGAAUGGUUGGACAUGUUGGCAAAAUACAUUGAAGACGGUGUAGCCCCGGAGGAUUCCCGAGAAGCCCGUUUGCUGCGGAUGCGGGCACCCACCUACAAGGUGCAGGAUGGAGUCCUCUAUAAGCGAUCUUAUAACGGUGUUU
This is a messenger RNA of Cuscuta campestris, 925 nucleotides long. Lineage: Eukaryota; Viridiplantae; Streptophyta; Magnoliopsida; Solanales; Convolvulaceae. The record is from the annotation of a GenBank genome assembly.